AUGCUAAACGAAAAUCGGACAACAUAUUCUCGUUCAGAAAAUUCAACAUCCCAGUACUUUUAUGAAGCAAUUGAUGUUUCUGUGAAAACAUCCGGUUUUUACAUAUUCAUCAGUGAAAGUAAUAUGGAUACUUAUGGUGCUCUUUAUAAUGGAUAUUUCUAUCCAACAUACCCCUCGUUCAACUUAUUUCAAGAAAAUGACGAUGGUGCAGGCAGUGGACAAUUUUACAUCACAGCUUAUCUUGAGUCGAAUGUUAAAUACAUCUUAGUAGCAACGACAUUCGGUGAGCUUGUUACUGGCCAAUUUUCAAUAAUUGCAACUGGCCCAGAUAAUGUUAAAUUUCUGCCAAAUUAA
Molecule: messenger RNA, 354 nt
Organism: Rotaria sp. Silwood2
Lineage: Eukaryota; Metazoa; Rotifera; Eurotatoria; Philodinida; Philodinidae
Source: the annotation of a GenBank genome assembly